Molecule: messenger RNA, 1192 nt
Organism: Coccomyxa subellipsoidea C-169
Lineage: Eukaryota; Viridiplantae; Chlorophyta; Trebouxiophyceae; Coccomyxaceae
Exons: 3
Coding region: 91-639 (182 amino acids)
Source: RefSeq, a predicted model, not a curated record
CAGACUCAAACAUCGUUCAGCAAGACACCUGGAAUUACAAACAGCGAGGCAAGGUUCUUGCAAGUGCGAGCUUGAUUAUUAUUGGCAAAAAUGCAGACAUCCGUGAUCCACACUCCACUUCCUUUCAGUAGCACCAGAACACGUACUGCACUGCCUGUGCUUCCCACACGCCGCCUUUCACUCGCGGCGCGAUGCAGCGCUCAGAAGCCGGAGAGGCCAGAACAGGAGCCGCGCCUGUCUAUUGCUCCGAAGCUGGCCGCUGCUGCGCUUGCGGCAUCUCUGCUGCUCAGCGCAGCUGCACCAGAGGACGCUCUUGCUGCCAGGUCCGGAGGACGCGUUGGUGGUAGCUCCUUCCGAAGCAGUGCCCCCAGAUCAGCGCCCUCAGUGCCUCGCUCAAGUGGCCCGAGCGUGCGCAACUACAAUUACUACUCGGCCCCUCCGCUUGUGGGAGGCUACGGCGGCUACGGAUAUGGAUACGGCGGCGGCGGCAUUAGUCUGUUCCCAACAAUGCCCAUCUUCUUUGGCGGUGGCGGCCUCUUCAACAUCCUCAUCUUGAUGUUUGUGGCGUCAACAGUUCUGGGAGUUGUGCGGAACCUGUUCAACAGGCGGCGUGAUGACAACGAUGAAUUCGAUGACUGAGGCAGCUAACUACGUGUGCAUCUUGACACUUCAAGCUUGGUCCAAAUUUGGUCCAGGUGUUGCAUUGUUGAAGAACUGCGCGCGGGUGAGAGCAGUUGAAAAGCAUGGAUACUUGUGUCAGGGAUGUUGUGACUCUGGGGCAAUUUUGCGAGUGGAGCAUUACACUGGGUGGUAAGACAAUGAUGUGUGGACCUUAGCUGGCGCUUGAAUCUUAGUCUGCGCAAUCGUUGUCUUUCACAGAAAGUAUUCAGGAUACACAGCAAUGGUGUGUAUCCAAGGCUAUGCUCAGCUGCGGAAGAGUUAUUCCAAACUUGUGGGCUUGUUGAGGCAUUGGAAUUAACACCUUCAGACUGAUGGCUUCGGAGCAAGAGCUGUAUCAAAUCAGCACUUCCUGGCACAUUAUUGCCUCAGGGGCUCUAGUCAGAGGAAUAAACCUGUCGGGAAACUGCAAUUAUAUUAUUACUUGAAUCUGUUUUUUAUGGAUUAUCAGAGUCUCAGAUAGAUGUAAUCGCGCUCUGUGGCUCGAUCCUCAUUGUUAAUAUAUAUAAUGCCC